AUGUUAGGAGUUGUAGGGCAUAGGUCUUAUGUUAGAAGAUGUACUCUUAUGUUAGGAGAUGUAGGACAUAAGUCUUAUUCCAGGAAUAUUUUUGAAGGAACCUGGGCCAAUAGAUUUUCCAGGUGCCCUAGUAAUGACAAGGGGGUACUUGAUGGUGGAGGACUGCUAGAGCCUGUGUUCAGAAGUUCCAACAGUAAUAAGGAAAAAAAUCAGCCAUCCGUCGACCCACGACCCCGUCUUUCAGCGUCCCAACAGGCCCAGAUCCUCAGCGAUGUCCAGCAACACCAGCAACGUUACCGUAGCAACCUCAGACCUCAGCAAGAUCUCUCAAGCUCAUUUUCUUCCCUAGCCAAGUACAAAGUGGACCGUGCGAAACAGCAACAGAUACAGCAAUUGCUGCAGCAACAGCAACAAGUACAGCAACUGAUACAACAACAACAGCAGAAAAUCGCCCAACAACUAAGUAACGCGAAUUAUCUCGGAGGCUCACAGCCUCAAUUCCAGUCCCAGUCGCCUAAGCAAUUCCAACAGCAAUUCAGUAGCCAGUACCAAGGUAGCAACAAACAAUACCAGAACCUCCAGCAGGACCUAUCCCAGCCACUAUUCAGCGAUCAGCAAACUGUGCAGCUGCAGGACUACCUGGAGAAGCAACGAGAACUAGAACAAUUACAAAAACAGAGGCAGCAACUGUUGCAGGAGCAACAGGAAGUACGAAAGCAACAGGAGCUCCUAAGGAUCCAACAGCUCCAGAGGUUAACCUCGACAACACCAGCGCCUGUUCCUGUAACCUCACCCAGCACGAUCUCUGUCAGCACCACUGCUUCCCCACUUCUAGUGUCUCUACCAACUGCAAGGAAGAUCACCCCAUCAGAAACAGACCUGUUCCUCAAAGCUAUAGCCACUCAUCAGAAGAAGUAUUCCACAACUCCCAUCCCAACUUCCACGACAAUCACCGCCAGAGCACCAAUCGUCACCACAGUCACCGCCAGAACGCAAUCAACGAAAGUCUCAUCCUCUAAUAUCCCAGAGAAUCUGUUGAGUCUGAUCCAGGAACAAGAAAAUCAAUUUGUUCAACAGGGCAAACCAAAACCACAGAUCAAGGUGAUCUAUCAGACCGAGAAACCAGCGACAGAGAAGACUGUAAGUGCUAAGAGCAGCAGGUCCUCUUUGGGAUCAGAAAGGGAUGUCCUGCUAAAGCAACUGAAGCUGGCCCUGGCCCAGUCAGUUGACGACGAUGUCAGGAACGUCAGCACCAGGGACAUCGUGCUUCCUAAUGGGAAGAAGAUUCAACUGAUCGACGCUCCAAGUGGCCUGUCCUCAGUGGUACCAACCGAUCCCUCGAAUUUAUCAUCGACCAUGGCCACUUCGACGACCACCAUCAGACCCCCGAAAGCUAUCCUCGAGGAGCUGACGAAGGGUGUACUUCCACCUGGUGCGGAUUUCGAGGUGAUCAGACAGAAGAGCGAUGGAAAACUGGAAGAGAUUGGAAAAGCACCGAUUCAGAGUCUACCGGCUAAAAAGGUGACGUUUGUGGUCCUGGAGGAACAACCAGAUGGUAGCUACAAGGUUCAAGGCGUGAAAGGGAACGCUGACAAAGAGGGAACCGAUGUUGACUCGAUCGUGGAGAGGAUCAAGAAAGGUGAACUGAAGCUGCCACCGAGCUCAACCAAUCCAGUCACUUCGAGCCAGAAUCUUAGGUCAAGUCUCGAUGAUUCCUCUUCGACCAGGCAGAGUACUGUCACCUAUCCGAGUAGCGGCCCUACCACUUUCAGGCCUACCACUGUCAGAUCUACGUCCGUUUCAUCGAGAUACACUGAGAGCAAACCCACGGAGUACUUCCCCCAGGUGACCAUCUCCCCAAAUUCAGUGUCCACCACCGACAAAUACCUGUCCUCUGCGUCUAGCGUCGCCAGUCACGUGUUCAACUCCGUAAGCACGGUGAACACCACGCCGAGACUGUCCACGUUGGACCAUGAGAGCCGUGUGACAGCGAAAUAUCCGACUGUCACCCGUAGCCACUUCAUCCCGACCAUGGCCCCGGUGAACGAGAUCAUCACAACAACACCGACCACGCUGUUCCAGACGACUUUCCCGCAUCAUUCUACCAAUUCGUACAUUCACUUCAACCCAUCCAGUGAAACUUCCCCGACGUCGAAGCCGAUUUCUACGACCGGCAAGCCGGUGACCACCUUACAUAACGAGAAUAUCAUUUACCAAGAUAGCUUCGAAAGGUCCACCGUUCCUUCAUCCACCACGGAAUUACUGUCGACGAAUAGUCAAACGGCCCAAGACAGCCUCACGUUGUUCCUGAGACGGGAGGGACUAUUCGCGAUGACCAAAUACUUGAGACAGUCGGGGCUUGAUACGGUGUUGAACGAAACAGGUGAGCACCACUGGUCCCUAAAAAAAAACUACACGAUAUUCGUCCCGACAGACAAAGCCUUCAGAACGCUAUUGGUGCAGCUCGGUGGUCCCGAAAAGGCGGAACAGAAAUUCAGAGAUAAUCCACGACUUCUUAGCGGGCUCCUUCUGCAUCAUGUAAUACCUGGAGCCUUCAGGAUCGACACUUUGCAAGACGAGAUGACCGGCGUCAGCUUGGCCGGGACGCAACUUAGGGUGAACGAAUACGCGAUGCACGAUCACGAGUGGAACGACGUGAAGAUAACAACGAUAAACGGAGCGAAAGUGGCGCCCAAUAAACGCGACAUCGAAAUCCCGCAAGGUGUCGCGCACGCUGUCGACAGGGUGAUGUUUCCACUUCCGGUUGGAGAUUUGGUACAAACCUUGCAAGCUGACCGCGAAAGAAGGUUUACCACUUUCUUGAAAAUGCUUUACAUUUCCGGGCUACAAGACACUUUGUCAGGGCCGAAAACGUUCACCAUCUUCGCACCGACGGAUUCCGCUUUCGAUGCAGCAACUUCGAAAGAUGGCGAAGGACCGAUCUGGACGGAAGAAGACGGACCGGAAGCGGCGAAGACGAUUAUUUCGAAACACAUUAUACCAUCGACCCUCUACACAGCGGGUAUGAGGUAUUACUUACAAAAGGACACGCUUCGCCCACAAUCGCCUGUACAUAUUCAUAAAAAUGCAGGUCGAGUCCGAGUGAACGAGGCGAAUGUCGUAACGCAUAAUGUUCCAGCGACAAACGGAGUUUUACACGCAAUCGACGGUGUGCUGUAA
Dufourea novaeangliae is the source of this 3180-nucleotide messenger RNA. RefSeq lists its product as uncharacterized. Bases 1 to 3180 code for a protein of 1059 amino acids. Gene Ontology annotation, biological process: cell adhesion; extracellular matrix organization. NCBI's taxonomy places the organism in Eukaryota, Metazoa, Arthropoda, Insecta, Hymenoptera, Halictidae. Gene Ontology annotation, molecular function: cell adhesion molecule binding. Gene Ontology annotation, cellular component: extracellular matrix. The record is from RefSeq and is a predicted model, not a curated record. The transcript is spliced from 9 exons.